AUGGUGGAAACCAAAGAGGCCGCUGAGGCCCUCGUGCCCAGGUUUAAACUCACAAGAGCGCUUAAUCAAGAUCAGGCUGGUAGAAGAGUCUCCCUCCUAGGAGAAAUUGACUCUCAGCCUGCUCUGCUCAUUUUAGAGAGAGCUCCAUUUCCGACGGAGGAAGAAUAUCUCCGCUCCGCACCGGUAUCGCUGUCUCGCCUCACCAACCUAGGCGCGAACGACAUCUACCACUGGUUUAUGGCGGCUGCCGGGCCCCGUGCAGCAGAAAAACCAGGAGACGCCCAGGAUUUCUUCCCCGAUUUGAAAAUCAACCUCAUCUACCCCUGCACGGAAACGCACGUCAAGAAGUAUAGUAAGCAGGGCGUACGCUUCGUCACGGAAACGCCCGAAAUUUAUAGGGACCAUCGGGAACAGGGCAGGCUGAACUGGGUAUUUAACAUUAUCGAGGGUAGAACAGAGGUGGAAGACGUUAUAUACAGAACUGUGCUAGGAGAGGCGGGCGACGAGGGAUUUCUCCUCCUGCCGGACCUCAACUGGGAUCGAAAAACGCUCGAGGCUCUGCAUCUACUGGCGCUCGUGGAGCGCCGUGACCUCUGGAGCUUAAGGGAUCUGAAGAAACAGCAUAUACCUUGGUUGGAGCACAUGAAAGACAAGCUCAUCGCCGCCACGAAAGACCAGCUGAAGCUUUAUCUCCACUACCAGCCAACAUAUCACCAUUUACAUAUCCAUAUUGUGCAUGUGGCGCUCGAAGCCGGGGCCACGCAGGCGACAGGAAAGGCGGUGGGCUUGGAGAGCGUGAUGGAAACGCUCAAAGUGAUGGAAGGAGAUGGCGAGGCAGGCAUGGAGUCCGUCGCCUUGAGCUACACGCUCGGGGAGGCGAGCGAGUUGUGGGAACAGGUGUACGAGCCGCUCAAGCAGAAGACUGGUACAGAUCCUCAAUAG
Molecule: messenger RNA, 942 nt
Organism: Parascedosporium putredinis
Lineage: Eukaryota; Fungi; Ascomycota; Sordariomycetes; Microascales; Microascaceae
Source: the annotation of a GenBank genome assembly